Messenger RNA from Folsomia candida, 1468 nucleotides. RefSeq names its product probable bifunctional chitinase/lysozyme. The record is from RefSeq and is a predicted model, not a curated record. Lineage: Eukaryota; Metazoa; Arthropoda; Collembola; Entomobryomorpha; Isotomidae. Bases 99 to 1274 code for a protein of 391 amino acids. The transcript has 9 exons. Gene Ontology annotation, molecular function: chitin binding. Gene Ontology annotation, cellular component: extracellular region.
AGGUCCAUGAAGUUACCACACCAGCAGACGACGUAUGUACCAGGAUCAGAGUUACGGCGUGCGUCUAGUUUUUGCAAUUUAAAAAAACGUACUAGAAAAUGAAGACAUCGAUACCAGUACUAGUCGUUUCAUUAUUUGUGUCGCAUGCAGCAUCUGCCUGUAAAGAAGGGAGCAUCACAAACAACCCAAAAGAUUGUAACACGUACAUUGUCUGCCUCCACGAAAAGGAAAAAGUCGUCUCAUGUCCGGCCGGACUUCAGUUCAACAAGGAGAAAAGUAUCUGCGAUUGGCCAGCGAACGCGAAUUGUGGUGGUGAAAGUGAUGGAGAAAGUGGUGAAAAUGGGAUCACAACGACCCCAAAGCCAACCGGUCCACCACCUCCGCACGGACCCUCUCCCAGAUUUGCCCCAUAUUUUGACGUGAUGCUCAAAGGAGGAAUGAACCUGUCUCAAAUUUAUGAGAAAACUGGCCAAAAGGAUUUCACCUUGGCGUUUGUCCUAGGCUCGAGUGGCGGCUGUGACCCGAAAUGGGGUGCAGAAAGGGAUUUGAACGAUUCUGAAAUCAUUGACGGUAUCCGAGCCGUGCAGGAGAAGGGGGGUCAGAUGAUUGUAGCGUUGGGUGGUGCAGUCGGACCUUAUCUUGAACAUUCUUGUAAAUCCGUGGAUUCAUUGGCGGAAGCGUAUUUAAAGAUUUUGGACACGGUUAAGACAACCCAUUUGGAUAUUGAUGUAGAAGCACCAAUCAAUAUGGAAAUGGUCAACAAAGCGUUAGCGAAAGUACAAAAGGAAAGGCCAACGACAAGUGUGAGUUACACAUUAAUGGUACAAGCGGAAGAUUUCGGACUGAAUCCACAAUUAGGACUCAGAAUGAUUGAAAGUGCGAAAGAGCAAGGGGUUCAUGUCGAUAUUGUGAAUCCGAUGACAAUGGAAUUUGGGGGACCUAGCCCAGAUUAUGGCGACCAAGUCAUUGGAGCUGCUAAAUCCGUGAUCAAACAGAUGAAAAUUGUAUGGCCGGAUAAGUCGGAUGGAGAGAUUCGUAGGAUGCUGGGGGUGACUCCCAUGAUUGGAAAGAACUUUAAUACAAAAGUAUUCGAAACUAAGCAUGGGCGUAGAUUGGUCGAGUGGGCCAACAAUAACCAUAUCGGUUUCCUCUCAUUCUGGUCCGUUGGACGAGAUAAUGGAGGCUGUCCCGGGGGUGGAAUUUCACCAUCUUGCAGCAGCACUAGUCAAUCGGAUUACGAGUUUACAAAGACUUUCCAAGCCUUCAUAGAAUAAUUAACUGAGCCAAAAAUAUUUCAAACGCGUAAAAGCUUUACAUGUACAACAUUGUAUUUACAUAUAUUUUCCUAGCUUCAUGAACACGGGAAUUUAUUGAUACUUUUCUUAAAAAAUAACAAGAUAUAGUUUUUUUUACUACAUGCAAUUAAAAAUGAUAGGUCGAUCAAGUUUUUGUGGGAGAAAGCAUACAA